GUAGGUCAAAACGUGCCCGCGCACGUAAACGCCCCCUCCCCCUUCAGGCCGGUUUUCAGUCAGCCGCGCGCGGAUUCAGUCAAGUGAGGCUACCGAGAGGUGGUGUUGACCGACCGCUGCAGGUUUUCGUCAAGAAACCUGAACGAUUUCGACUUCUUAAGACAUCUGACAGCGACGCCAGGUCCUUAUUUUUAACGGAAGGGUCAGCGGUGCCGGAGUGCAGGCGACGCGACCGAGGGAAGAAAAUAAAUCCCGGAGGGAAAGCGACCGAAGUGAGCUUGAGGAUCAAAGCUAAUGCUAACUUAGCCAGCCACUGCUCAAACAAUUACACGGAAACUGGUGUAAUUUGUCUUGUCGCUUGCUUUGGCAUAACCAAUGUGGUUAUUGAGUAGAUAGUCUGGGGAAAUCUGUUAAAUUAUGUGUUACAUUUAAUUUAAUUAUCGAGGUGUGUUUGCCUUUUGCAUUGUAGGCCACAGGCGCCUGGUAUUCACUUAGCAAGAUUAGCUCUAGCAGCCGGUCUUAUUGAGGUUACACCGGCUCUGCACUCCUCAGGACGGGGGAUCUUGCUAAUCAUAGUUGGCUUUCAAAGCAACUUGACAAAGGGAGAUAUCAGUGUUUAUAAGUUAGUUUACACUUGGUACUUUCUAAGCCUUGUGCUUCGCAAUGCUGAAACAACAGCAACCCGGCUCGGGCGGGAGAAAGGCGUCCAACGGAACAUCGGGCCCCGCCGGUAUGUCUUCACCAGUCAGCGGCAUCAACAGCGGCAACAGGACAACGACUGGGAGGAAUCGAACUUCUGCGAAGCCAUUCCCUUCGUCCCCUGUGUUUGAGGGUGUGUACAACAAUGCCAGAAUGCUUCAUUUCCUCACAGCUGUUGUGGGGUCCACUUGUGACAUACGAGUGAAGAACGGCAGUGUCUUUGAAGGCAUUUUCAAGACUCUCAGCUCUCGGUGCGAGCUGGCUGUGGAUGCUGUACACAAAUGCAGUGGGGAGGACAGCUCAUCGGUCCCUCCACGGAGAGAGGACAUCACAGACACCAUGAUCUUCAGCCCCUCAGACUUGGUUACAAUGAUCUGCAGGGAUGUUGACCUCAACUUUGCCACUAGAGACACCUUCACAGACUCGGCCAUCAGCUCCACCCGCAUCAACGGUGAACACAAAGAAAAAGUCCUGCAGAGAUGGGAAGGAGGAGACAGCAAUGGAGAGAGUUACGACCUGGAAAAUGAUGCAUCCAACGGCUGGGACGCCAAUGAGAUGUUUCGUUACAAUGAAGUGAAAUAUGGAGUCACAUCUACAUACGAUGCAAGCCUCUCCAUGUACACUGUGCCUCUCGAGAGGGGCAACUCUGAGGUGUUCAGACAGAGGGAAGCGCGCGCUGCUCGCCUGGCCAACGAAAUCGAGUCGAGCCCCCAGUACCGUCACCGGGUCAGCCUGGAGAACGACGAGGGCAAAAGCGAGGAGGACAAGUACAGCUCCGUGGUGCGGGACAGCAACGACCGCGAGAGGGGCCGCGAGAGUCCCCGCGACAGAGAGCGUGAGAGGGGCCGGGACAGUCCUGGAGCCAACAACAGGGAGGGCAAAUACAUUCCAUUACCUCAGCGUCAGAGAGAGAUGAACCGCGAGCGAGAGCGAGCAGAGAGGGGCCCCGGUGGUCCUCCACCACACAACCGCCUGAGCGGGGGCUACCGCUCCACGCCUCCAUCCUCCUCUUCCUCAUCGCCCAGACCCCCGCUGCCAUCGGCUGCUGGGCCGCAGCCCGGAGUCUCCCCGUCGGAGAGAAGCAGCCCUCUGUCGGCCCGGGGCGGCGCCUACGCCCCUCACCACCCGCAGGGCAGCCCCAGCCCCGGCCCGGGCUCCGGCCCCGCCAGCCCCUAUGCACCCCCAUCUCCCAGCGGACCAGCAUCCACCACAUCCUCCGCUUCCACCGCUCCAUCCCCAGCCAGCCCCCCUGCACCGCACGGACACACUGUCCCUCAUUCCCACUCCCUUCCGCACUCGCUGUCUGAUGUCGGCAGGCCCGUUAAUGGAGUCUCUGCCAGAACAUCUCCCAAAGCCCAAAGACCCCCACAGUCUAGCAGGACGGGCCGCGGUCCAAACUCACACAAUCAGUCCACAGCAGCUCGUUCCCCUAAAUCAGGCUCUUCCCAGGACACACCUUACUUGGACACGUCAUCUGUGUCUCUGCCUGCCCAGAAGACGUCAGGACCUGCCCCUCUCUUCCCUGUAGAUGUGAAUGAAAUCCUUGGUGCAGCUGCUAAAGAGCGCUCCGCCGCCGAGAGCCCUUGCAACACAGAGGAAAACAAGAGCAGUAAAGCUCCUUCGGUUCAGCAGAGAUCGCAGAUUGAGGAGCUGCGGAAAUUUGGCAAGGAAUUCAGGCUCCAGCCGAGUGGCGGCAGCUCCAGCUCUCCCAGCUCCCCUGCGGCAGCGACGCCUCCCGCCGUGAGCGACGUUCCCCAGACCGCCGCCGCCAAGCCCUCGCAGUCGGACGCCGAGGCCAAAGCCCAGCCCGCAGCUCCCAGUCCUUCCCAGCCCCAGCAGCAGCCGUCGCCGGCCCCCGCCGACGACCCCGCCAAGGACUCGGCGGCAGCGCCGGGCGCUGCGCCGGCAGCCGGCGCCGCCGCUCCCCUCUCAGACAGGCAGUCGCCGGCCGUCCCGCAGCCGGCCAGGACCCCCGGCAGUGACGAGUCCCGGUCCGACGGGUCUGAGCGCACAGACGGCGUAGCCGACCAAGUCAAGAAAUCGACCUUAAACCCCAACGCUAAGGAGUUCAACCCCAUCAAACCUCAAAUGACCAUGACAAAGCCCAACACUGCCCCCACCCCGCCCCGGCCGACGCCCCCGAGCCCCGUGGUCCUGCAGCACCCCGGCGGACAGGGGCCGCUCUACAACACCCCCUACCUCUCCUACGUCUCACAGAUCCACCCUGUACAGCCUCCUCCAAUGUACCAGUACACCAUGUCAACAGUCAGCCAAGGAAAGUACCCCAGGACUAAAGGCUCAGUCGUGGCUCCGCGCUCCGACCACGGGACUUCAGCUCCUCCCAUCCUGCAGGCUGCAGCUUCAGCAGCCGGCGCGCCGCUGGUGGCGUCGCCCUACCCUCAGUCCUACCUGCAGUACAACCCGCAGCAGUACAGCCAGCAGCAGGUCAUUCAGGCCAUGACCCCGUACCCCGGACAGCCCAUGUACUCGAUGCUGCAGGGCGGAGCCAGGAUGAUCGGGCAAGGCGGAGGUCCCCAUCCGCAAGCCCUGGGUCCUCCGGGAGGCCCCCAGUUCCCAACGCAGGGAGACGGACCUCAAGGGCCCCAGCAGGGCAUCUAUGCUCCUCAGUCGUUCUCGCACCACUCGGGGGCGGUUCAUCAGCCUCAACCUUCCAGUACCCCGACAGGCAACCAGCCCCCACCACAGCACGCGGCCCCCAGCCCCGGACAGAACGCCCAGUCGGGCCCCCAGCCUCAGUCCUUGUACCACUCAGGUCCCUUGUCGGCCCCCACCCCACCCAACAUGCCCCCGGGCCACACAUCUCCGCAGGGCUCCUACCCCAUCCAGGGCUACAGCAUCCACAGCCACCAGGGCAUCCCGCCCACCUACCCCCUGGGGCAGAUCGCACAGGCCCACGUCCAGGGAGCCAUGUCGGGCCCCCACCACUCGGGGAGCCACGGCCAGCCCCAGCUGGUGAUGCUGCAGCCUCAGCAAGGCCCCGGCGCCGUGCCCCAGCACCCCCAGCACGGGCCGCAGCAAGGAGCACACCAACACUUUUACAUAGGACAGCACGCGAUGCAGGUACAGACGCACCCUGCUUCCUUCCAUCCGCCUGGAAACUGAGGCCGCUCGCCGACCUUCCCAAGCCCCGCCCCCUUCCCCUUCCCCCCCUCCUCUACCCAGGAUGAACACGACUCAUUAAA
Molecule: messenger RNA, 3902 nt
Organism: Salarias fasciatus (jewelled blenny)
Lineage: Eukaryota; Metazoa; Chordata; Actinopteri; Blenniiformes; Blenniidae
Gene: atxn2l
Product: ataxin 2-like
Exons: 23
Coding region: 664-3822 (1052 amino acids)
Biological process (GO): cytoplasmic stress granule assembly
Cellular component (GO): cytoplasmic stress granule
Molecular function (GO): mRNA binding
Source: RefSeq, a predicted model, not a curated record